AUGGCACGUGUGAGAGACAGAGGAGAGGGGUCCAGCGAAGAUUCCGAGAGACCAGCAACCAAAAGGAGCAAGCACAAUCAUACCAAUACAAGACAGCACAUCCGACCGGAAAGUCUUCCAUCAGAUGCAGAUGUAUCCGCGGGUUACUUACGUUCGACCAUGUCCGCCUUCAUUCAGAGUGGUGCAACCGUUGAGGCUCAAACAAUCAGAUGGCUGCACAUUGCCAGAGACCUCUGGGAGAUUGGUGUUGCUCAGAAGGACAAGAAUCAUGAUGUCGAUGGCCAGAUUGCUCAAUCAACGCUCAACAUGCUAUAUUCUGUUUCCGUAGCCCCUCCAUACCGCCGGAAGGAAAUGUCACCAGAGCGUUCCGCAAUCAUGGCCAACGAAUUGCAUGCAGACCAGAAUGUUCAGGACAAUCAGAAUGAAGCAGAAGAACAUCUAGACUCUGGUUAUGAUGAACACACUUCGAAGGUAUCCCGCCAGGGUGUCAGACUUCACGCAUCUGGCAAGUCACCACAGAUGCCUGCGGCCCAAGCUAAGAAAUCGAUCAAGAAGCGAGCUGUAACUCUGGUCUCUCAAAAGGAAGUCCGAAACUGGCACAGCAUAUGGUCUCUUGUGAUGCGACCCCACAAUAGCACUAAAUGGGCGGCCGGCUUGACUGGCGUGGUAACUCGCACCUUCUCCCACGACAGUGUAAACAAUCUCGUCCAAUUUCUUGAAGAUCUCUACCGCACCAAAGAUAUCAUUGCCAUCAAUGAUGGAAGCAGAGAAGUAGAGGAUCUGAGAAAGGAGAACGACCAGGCUCAAGAGGUUGCAUUGAAAUACAAAGCCCUGUGGAGUAUAUCAGAGUCCGCAGCUUUGUCACAACACAACGAGCUCUUUGCCUACCAUAAGCUCGGCAUGGCUCUCUGCAAAUUAGAAGCAGAGCUCGAUCAAAUCGAUCAUGUACCCACCGACCAACUCAGCGAUUUCGCUCGCAAAUAUCUUGGAAGGCGUGGCCAGAGUACCCGCCUUCGCGAUACAGAAAACUCACGAGCAAGGUUUGUUCCUCAACAUUUGCUGGAGGUUCUGGGCUACGGAAAAGAAAGCGGACACUCCGACGCGGAGGUGAAGGAGAAGAAACGAAUGCUCAAGUCGCAGAGAAUGACGGCCAAUAACGUAAAGGCGUUCGUUGAUUGCUUUGACGAGGGCUGUUUGCUGCUGAUGUCGAAGUCUCCUUGGCUAUCCGCACUUCCUCAGGUCUCAGACACGACUGUGAAGCCCUUGCUUGAGAAGCUUGCGGCAGAAGAACCCGAGCUGCGCGAGAUAGCACAAAUGGCGGGAGCGUCUGUCAAGUAUGUCAAAGACAGAAAUCACAUUGCUAACAUGCCCAAGAUCGUCAUACGUGCGCAAGAAAUGAAGGUCGAACAGAGGGGACGAUUCUCGAUGUUGGAGUUACUGAGCCCACCUAAACCUCAGGAGCAAGCUGAGUUGACGCCCGAUGAAUCCAGCGAUGAUGAGCGCGAAAUGCAUUGCAACCCGCAAUAG
Aureobasidium melanogenum CBS 110374 is the source of this 1527-nucleotide messenger RNA. RefSeq lists its product as uncharacterized. Bases 1 to 1527 code for a protein of 508 amino acids. NCBI's taxonomy places the organism in Eukaryota, Fungi, Ascomycota, Dothideomycetes, Dothideales, Saccotheciaceae. The record is from RefSeq and is a predicted model, not a curated record. The transcript is spliced from 2 exons.